AUGUCUCUCCCCCAGACCACGACAAUGAAGCAACCACCGACCCAGUCCUCCAUUAAAUCCUUCUUCCAACCCCGCCAGCAACCCUCCUACGCUCCGCCGCCCCCAGCGUCAAAGUACGCCCCCGCGCCGUCAUCGAAUGGAACAGCAGCUGCCCCUCCUCCCACGACUAAACCCCCACCAUCGUCAACAUCACCACCACCACCUCCUCCUAAAUCCUCAGUGACGACGGCGACAACAACGACAACACCACCGAGAACUUCACCUCCAGCAACGACACCGCAAACAUCACAACCGCCAGCCUCGACGCCCCUCCACCCGAGCGCCUCGAUCCGCCCCGUCUCAGACCAAGACCUCCAACCCCUCCGCCGCAUAAACUCCCUCCUCCUCCCAGUAGCCUAUCCAGAAACCUUUUACGCCGCAGCCCUCACGGGACCCUUCUCCCGCGUCGUCACCUGGCGCGACCAACCCACCACAAACUUCUCUCAGGAAAUCGUCGUCGGCGGCGUCGUAGCCCGCAUCGAACCCUCCCCCUUUCCUUCCGCGACCCCGACUCCGACCCGCCUCGAACACGCCCUCUACAUCCAGUCCCUUGCCCUCCUCUCCCCCUACCGCUCCCAUGGCCUCGCCACCGCCGUGGUAGACCACCUCAUCGCCGCGGCCGCAAACUCCUCCCCGGACGUCAACCUCCGCCACAUCUACGCCCACGUCUGGACCGACAACGAGGAGGGUAUGCGCUGGUACGCCGCCCGCGGCUUCGAGCGAUACGGUGAGCCGCUGCAGGGGUACUACAUCAAGCUCCGUCCGGACUCGGCCUGGAUCGUCCGCCGCGCCGUCGGUCCUCUGUCCAUCGGCGGGCAGCAGCAGUCCUUGUCCUCUGACAGAGCCACGGCACCACCUCCGAUCCCGGGUCCUACCGCGGCCGUCGCGAACCUACCAUCCAUGAACGGAGGCCCUCCUCCGCCGCUGUCGAGGACAAUCUCGGGCACAUCCUUCCAGAACCGCCGCGCCGCGACAGAGUGGAACGAUCUCCCCGACGAGAUGGCAUCGGCCAAGCUCGCGCCUCCCAAGAGCAGCGGCGGCUCGGGCGCGAGUUCCCGGAGCAGCUCGACAGUGAGGAAGAAGAAGGAUAGAUCCUACCCGGCUGCUGCCUUCCAGGGUUAG
Colletotrichum scovillei is the source of this 1161-nucleotide messenger RNA. Its product is annotated as acetyltransferase. Gene Ontology annotation, biological process: mitotic sister chromatid cohesion. Lineage: Eukaryota; Fungi; Ascomycota; Sordariomycetes; Glomerellales; Glomerellaceae. The record is from RefSeq and is a predicted model, not a curated record. Gene Ontology annotation, cellular component: NatA complex. Gene Ontology annotation, molecular function: acyltransferase activity, transferring groups other than amino-acyl groups. The coding region runs from base 1 to 1161 and encodes 386 amino acids. The transcript has a single exon.